CCGAUAUAUAGCUGCCAUCGCCAUCCGGUCUCCCAAUCUGAUACGGUCUCGAUGCCUCCACGCCCCACGCAGGGGAAAUUCCGCCAUCUUAAUUAACUGUUCCCGGGAUACACUCCCGAGACGAGGGAGAGGGAGGAGACGGGAGCGUGUGUGAGGAAGGGGAGCAGUGUUGAGAGCGCACGCGGAGAGGUGAGGCACGCGAUGGGUCGUGCCUUCGCACUCGCGCUGGUCGUACUAACUGCCGUGAUUCUGACGCUGCUACUACUGACAGCACCGCCUGCCAUCACCAAGCUGCUACCGGCCUGCAGGAUGCCCGAUCGCUUACAGCAGCUGACGAUAGAGGACGCUGCCGGCGCUAUUGCUAAGCAGACGGAUGAGAGGCGCACGGCUAUAGUUUUCAUUGCCUACCACCGAGGCGGCAGCACGUUCACCGGCGACAUGCUCAACGUUCAUCCGGACGUCUUCUACCUGUACGAGCCGCUGCGGCAGAUAUGGCAGGCGAACAAACACCUUCCCGGCGUCGACGACGACGUACUGGAGACGCUAGCCUUGCAGGCGCUGCCGAGGUUCCUGCUCUGCCAAUUCUCGGACCUGCCAAUCGACUGGUUCGUCGACGGUGUCGCCGAGAAGAAGGGCAUAUUCGCGCGAAAUAGCGCCCUCGUGCGAGGGCUCGGCUGCGAGAAGACGAAGACGUCGGUGGAGCAGUGGCAGUCGUGUCCGCUGGGGAAGCUCACUGUCGGCAGCCUGGAGCGAGAGUGUCUCUCGAGGGUCGUCGCCACGAAGCUGAUCCGACCGACGAUAGGGGGUGCGAUCUUGCCGCUGCUCGACGACAGUCGUCUGCACGUCAAAGUCGUACAUCUGGUGCGCGAUCCUCGCGGGCUGCUCGCAUCCGUGCACAAACUCCCCAGCACGCAUCCCGACCACGUUCCCGCCAGGAUGAUUCGUGCCGAAGCCAAGCGCAUCUGCGCGCGCAUGCGCGCGAACAUGUUCAGCGCCGAGGGCAUCCGAAGUAGCGACUAUCUGCUGCUGCGCUACGAGGAUGCGGCGAUUCACACGGCUAGCUCCAUGGAAGAGCUGCACAGCUUCGCCGGUCUGGCCAGCAGUCGGCAGCUGCUGGAAAGUUUCGUGGCGGCGCACACGGGACCUGCCAUCGGUUCUAACUACCACUGGGAGGCGGUCCGCGAGAACUCUACGGCCACGGCGCUCUCGUGGACCAUGACCCUGGGAAGACGCUCCGUUAUUCAGAUAGAAAAUGUCUGUUCGGACGUGCUUCAGGCACUAGGGUAUAAACGAAUGUAUAGUAGAUAACCUUUGGCUCUCGCGUCGGUUUGGGUUCACAGUUACGUGGGGUUGUAUCGUGUGAUUUUAAUUAUAGUGCUGUCGAAAUCAUAUGUUACCUAUAUACAUUGUGUACAUAAAUAAAAUUUGCGGCUGGAUCAUUACCAAGUAUAAAGUAUACACAGAAUGUAUAAC
Messenger RNA from Priapulus caudatus, 1473 nucleotides. Its product is annotated as carbohydrate sulfotransferase 3-like. Lineage: Eukaryota; Metazoa; Priapulida; Priapulimorpha; Priapulimorphida; Priapulidae. Gene Ontology annotation, biological process: sulfur compound metabolic process; N-acetylglucosamine metabolic process. The transcript is spliced from 2 exons. Bases 202 to 1308 code for a protein of 368 amino acids. Gene Ontology annotation, molecular function: N-acetylglucosamine 6-O-sulfotransferase activity. The record is from RefSeq and is a predicted model, not a curated record.